Anisakis simplex (herring worm) is the source of this 813-nucleotide messenger RNA. The record is from the annotation of a GenBank genome assembly. NCBI's taxonomy places the organism in Eukaryota, Metazoa, Nematoda, Chromadorea, Rhabditida, Anisakidae.
AUGUAUACGGUUAAACCAUAUUUCGACUUACAUGAUCAGGUGAAACCCGCAUCGAUUGUUUAUUCUCUGCCCAAUUAUCAUGCCGACACACCAGGAAUAGCGGGAACAGCGAAUGGCGGAGUAUUAGUGGGCAAUGAACAAACCACGUUGGCUCCGAAUUUGGAUCCUGUUCAGAUGUUAGAACAGAAGCAGUUGGCUUUAAUCGAAGAGCUGAACGAGUUCAUCAACCGAAUCAACGCAGCACUCGCCAACGAUCCCAAUCGGAAGCGCAAAUCUCCUGAUGCAAAUGCACAUCCGCAGACAGCUGCCGUCAAAAACGUUACUGCCAAACAACCGAUCACAAAAACACCAAAAAGCAUAUUCUCCUAUCACAGUGGUCAUCUAACGAAUAAAUGCUCUGCAAAACAGCCGAAAUGCACCGUGCAAAUUGAACUCAUUGAUAACGGUUCAACAAUUCCGUCAGCAACCAUCGGUGAUGGGAUUGUAACAGUAAGUGGUCGCAUUGCAAUUUGGAAGUUGCUGGGCGCAUUGUUGGGUCUCUACACAUUUGAUUCAACGCAUGCAUCCCUAUCGACACACGUCGACAAGUGGCUUCUGAUGGCACAGCAGUGUGUUAUGGGUCGUAUUGGUCAUGAGGAGGUAUGCCGUGAAAUGAAUCCAGCGUUGAGUAGAAGUGAUUAUUUGGCUAGUGCAAGCUUUGCAACUCUAGCCGAUGUGAUCUUGAAAUCUGUGGUUGAUAAGAACGGCGCAUAUUACGCGAGUAAUGUUGAAAUGUGGUUGGCUAGAAUGGGGCAAGCUAUGGCUCUGUGUUAG